UUCGUUAUGUUCCAAAAUAUCCUGUUGUUACGCUCAUUCCACAGCAGAUGUACCGUCACUUGUAGGAUCAGUUUCGAGAGAAUUUCCCUGUUUUUGCCCCUGUCAUUUUCGACCUGAGUAAUCCAAGUAUGACAGUCGUAUAGAUUAUCCGGCGGCGAACUCCAACAGCAAGAAGCAAAAUAGAGCCAUAGAUUGGCACUAUAAGAGCACUCGAAGAAAAGGUGGUGGUGGGAUUCCUCCUCUACUCCACAUAACACGCACUUGUCAUCCGUUUGUAGACCCCAUCGACGCAAUCGAUCCCUAGUAGGGAGUCGCUGCUGCAUGGUCUGCCAAAAUAAGAAUGCAUACCUGGGUACAGACCCACGACACCAUACCAAUGAAUGCCAGUCAACCUUCGGUUUUGAUUGACGAAUCUGCUUCCAUGUUUUGGCAGACGAGAAGAAGCGUUUGAAGUCGUGAGCUUCAUGUUUCCACAACAAAGUGUCGUCCCCAGCUUCUGCCGAUGGGGGUCGGACUUCCGCCAGCGAGAUAAGAAGCUCCUGUAUGCUGUCCGAUCUAGCCGGGGGAAGUGACCAAUUUCCAGCAGACACAACAUCGGCAACCGUCGCAUAUCUGUUCAACCUCAAGAGACGGGGCCCAAGUUCCCCGACAAACUCAAUCAAGGGACGGUCCAGUUAUCAAACCAGAAAAGGGUAGAUUUGCCAUCUCCAAUUUUCACUUUGAUAAAAUUGUGAGCCAAGGAUUUUAUCGCCAUAAGUUUCCUGAGAUUCCAGGAUGAAGACACUGUCUCGCUUGUGGAACAAUCUUUCGAUGAUGAGAGAAGAAACUCGUGCUCAAUUCUGAAUAAAAAAGGGUAAAAUCCUCGAAAUUUCCACAUGAAAUACUGAACGAAAUUGACAAAAUAUAAAAUAAAUGAAAAAAAAGAGUAAAGAUCGUGUGUAUUGGAAAGCAAGAAAUGGCGGCGGAAAAACCAGGGAAGCCGCGUUGAUUGUUCUUAUGGUUAAAGUUCACCAUAUCUGAUUGAAACACCGACCAAACUACUUACCUUUGUCUAUUAAUGCCCUUGUUCUGAUCCAUUAACUCCCUUCGACCAAGUUCUGUCCUCUCUCUCUCUCUCUCUCUCUCUCUCUCUGUGUCUCUCUCUCUCUUCAAAUGCCGGCUUCGGGUUGGUGAAGAGUUUGACAAUUUUCAACCUCUAUCGAUCCUGGUUUUCGUUCCUUGAUCUAUUAGAUAUGAAGAAUAUUGGGUCGGGCAAAAUUCUUCUACUUUGCUGUUUCUUUGUCUCUAUCUGCAUAGAUUCCGUUUCCUGUCUGAACCCAGAAGGGUCCGCUUUACUCUCGCUUCUGAAGCACUUAGAUAAGGUACCACCUUCUGUAACUUCGACAUGGAGGAAGAACGCAUCUGAAUCCACUCCAUGUAAAUGGUUUGGUAUCAUUUGUGAUGAAUCUCGCAGUGUGAUUUCUCUUAACUUCACUACUUGUGGGGUUUCUGGCCAACUGGGUCCUGAAAUUGGUGAGCUCAAGAACUUGCAGGUUCUGGAUCUCAGUACGAACAGUUUCUAUGGCAUUAUACCUUCCACUUUAGGAAACUGUUCUUCACUUGAGUACAUCGAUUUGUCUGGAAAUGGGUUCUCUGGUAAGAUUCCUGAGAGUUUCGGUAACUUGAGAAGCUUGGUGUUCCUCUAUCUUUCCUCAAACUCACUCUCCGGUGAGUUGCCUGAAUCCUUGUUUCGAAAUCCGGUGUUGCAGUAUCUGUAUGUCGAAGAAAACAAUCUCACUGGUCCGAUUCCUGCAAAUGUGGGAGACUUGAAGGAGGUUUUGGAACUGUAUUUUUAUAGCAAUAACCUUUCUGGUAUGAUUCCCGAGUCGAUUGGGAAGUGUAGAAAGCUGCAGACUCUGUAUCUGAACGACAACCAGUUAGUUGGUUCUUUGCCUGAAAGUCUCAAUCUUCUUGAGGAUCUCAUCGACCUGUUUGUAAGUAACAACAGUCUCGGAGGACAGAUUCGGUUUGGUUCUAGGAAUUGCAAGAACUUGGUGACAUUAGAUUUGUCGAACAAUCACUUCCAAGGCGGUAUUCCACCAGAGCUAGGCAAUUGCAGUAGCCUCAACACUUUAUCCAUUGUGAAAAGCAACUUGACAGGUUCAAUCCCUUCUUCAUUGGGUAUGAUACAGAAUCUUUCGGUUCUUGAUCUUUCCGAGAAUCGUCUCUCAGGGAAUAUUCCUUCUGAGCUCGGAAACUGCAGGAACUUGAAGAAGUUGAAGUUGAACGGCAACCAAAUCGAAGGUGAGAUACCGAGCACGUUGGCUAAGCUUACGAAACUUGAAGGCCUGGAAUUGUUCGAAAACCGGUUGUCUGGUGAGAUUCCUUUGGGUAUAUGGAAGAUUCAGAGCCUUAAAAGGGUCCAAGUUUAUACCAACAAUCUCACCGGGGAACUGCCUGUGGAAAUGACCGAGCUGAAGAAUCUAAAGAGCAUUACAUUGUUCAACAACAGCUUCUACGGAGUGAUACCUUCGGGUUUAGGAGUUAACAGUUCCUUAGAGGAGGUAGAUUUGCUUGGUAACAAUCUUACAGGAGAGAUUCCUCCAAAUCUCUGCCAUGGAAAGAGAUUGAGGGUUCUAAACUUGGGUCCUAAUCAACUUCACGGUAAGAUACCGUCUUCCAUCGGUUCAUGUAGAACCCUGUGGAGAUUGAUACUCAAAGACAACAACCUUUCAGGCACUCUUCCACAUCUUUCUCCGAAUAAUAUCCUUUUUCUCGUCGAUAUCAGCAAAAACAGCAUUGAAGGAUCGAUUCCACCGAGCUUGGGGAACUGUAGCAACCUCACAACUAUCAACUUGUCUCAAAACAAGCUCAAGGGUCAGAUACCUCCAGAACUCGGCAAUCUGAAGAACCUCGUGGAAUUGAAUCUUUCACACAACCUUCUAGAAGGGUCUCUACCAUCUGAGCUAUCACGAUGUGCAAGCAUUCAGCUUUUCGACGUGGGUUUCAACUCGUUGAAUAGCUCGAUUCCAUCGAGUUUUAGGAGCUGGAGAAGCUUAUCCACUCUUGUUCUCAGUGGAAACUGGUUUUCAGGCGGCAUUCCAUCUUUCUUGGAAGAACUUGGAUCAUUGUCUGACCUGCGUAUCGCUGAUAACCCCUUUGGAGGCGAGAUUCCUACGUGGAUUGGUUCAUUGCGGAGUUUGAUGUAUGGAUUGGAUCUUAGUGGAAACCGACUAACAGGUCGAAUCCCAUUUGAGCUGGGGAAUCUGGACAAGCUUGUACGGCUCAAUGUAUCGAACAACAACUUGACGGGUUCUUUGUCAGUUCUUGAAGGUCUCGAUUCACUAGACCUAGUCGAUAUCUCGUAUAAUCAGUUCACGGGUCCGAUACCUGAAAACUUGAUGAAAAAGUUGAUCUCAGAUCCAUCAUUGUUCUCAGGAAAUCCUGACCUCUGCAUCCCGUCUUCUUCCUCCAUUGUUUUGACGAACGGAACCAACAGCAAGCUUAGAGCUUGUAAUGAUCAAGUUGGCAGCAGCAAUGGUGGCCUUAGCAAAUGGCAAAUCGCCCUUAUAGCAGCCGGGUCAUCUUUAAUCGUUGUCAUCUCGGUUCUUGCUUUUGUUUUCAUAUUCCUCCGACGGAAAAGAACGAAGAAAGAUGAGUAUGUCUUCGGAGAAGACGGUCCACCAUUGUUGCUGACAAAAGUUCUUGCAGCAAGAAGAGGAGCACAUGGAACUGUUUACAGAGCCACUUUGAGUUCAGACAAAGAGUAUGCAGUGAAAAAACUCGUCUUCUCGCAACAUAAACAUGCAAACCAGAGUAUGAUCCGGGAAAUCCAGACCAUCGGAGAAGUCAGACACAGAAACCUCGUUCGGCUAGAAGCGUUUUGGUUAAGGAAAGAACACGGUCUAAUGCUGUACAGGUUCAUGCCAAACGGUAGCCUUCACGAUAUCUUACACAUGGGAAAGCCAGAACAUAUUGAUCUAGAAUGGUCCAUACGGUUCAACAUAGCUCUCGGGGUGGCUCAUGGAUUAGCGUAUCUACAUCAUGACUGCCAUCCCACCAUUGUUCACCGAGACAUCAAACCAGAAAACAUACUUCUUGACUCGGAUAUGGAGCCUCACAUCGGGCAUUUUGGCUUGGCUCGCGCCGCCCCCUCUGUUCCCCCAGCCACUGUUACUGGUACCAUCGGAUACAUUGCACCAGAAAACGCCUUCAAGACAGUGAGGAGCAAGGAAUCAGACGUGUACAGUUACGGAGUAGUACUGCUCGAGUUGAUAACAAGAAAGAAAGCAUUGGACAGAUGGUUCCCCGAGGAUACUGAUAUCGUGAGCUGGGUUAGAUCCAUCUUGAGCAGAAGCAAAAAUAACGACCAAGACAUCACAGGAAUACUCGAUCCAAGCCUCGUGGACGAGCUUCUGGAUUCGGGUGUGAGAGAACAAGUGACGGAAGUGACGGCAUUGUCACUGAGGUGUACGGAGAAGGAGCCAUCAAACAGACCGUCGAUGAGGGAUGUCGUGAAACAGUUGUGCGUAUUGAAAGACCUUGCUUGAAGCAUGUCCUGUCCAAGUGAGAACCAAUCUCUUGAUGGAGCAGUGGAACAACAUACCCUUUACGGGCCCCAAUGCAAUAAACACAGCGGCUGCCUAGGAAUAGAAAACACACACACUUGUUCAGUAAGAAGCUCUAUAGAUUUGAUGAAUACAGUAGAAAUGUAACAUUAUAUAGCAAGAAGAACACCAAUUGAAGAAGCAGCCUAUAAAUCUUCCUUAAUUAGAGAGGAACUUGAAGGCAAAGUCAAUAAACAACGACUAUUUGCAUCU
Tarenaya hassleriana is the source of this 4799-nucleotide messenger RNA. Its product is annotated as leucine-rich repeat receptor-like protein kinase PEPR1. The transcript is spliced from 2 exons. Bases 1233 to 4529 code for a protein of 1098 amino acids. Gene Ontology annotation, biological process: protein phosphorylation. The record is from RefSeq and is a predicted model, not a curated record. Lineage: Eukaryota; Viridiplantae; Streptophyta; Magnoliopsida; Brassicales; Cleomaceae. Gene Ontology annotation, molecular function: receptor serine/threonine kinase binding; protein kinase activity; ATP binding.